GCCCGUGGGGACCUCCUCCUCCUCCUCCUCCUUCUCCCUCCCCUUCUCUUCCUCGGGGAGCCAGUGCGAGUUCUGCCGCCAGGAGAAAGAGAGGCGCAGAGACCCUGCCUUAACUUCGGGGUCUUUCUGGGGCUGAUCCGGGAGGAUCCUGGGGAGAAGGAGGGAGCUGUGAACCGCCCUCGGAAGGAAGGCAGGCAGGCAGGCAGGGGAAGCCAGGAGCAAGCAUCCAAAAUGUCAGCCAAGAAAGAAGGUGCACACAAGAAAUGGGCAGCCUUGAAGGGAAAGCUGGGGUCCCAAGAGUCUGAUCAAACAGAGGCCAAUUUAGAAAAUGCUGAACCAGAACUCUGCAUCCGCCUCUUGCAAAUACCUUCUGUGGUGAACUACUCGGGGCUCAAGAAACGGUUGGAGAGCAGCGAUGAUGGCUGGAUGGUCCAGUUUCUGGAACUCUGUGGGCUUGAUCUUCUUCUGGAGGCCUUGGACCGACUCUCUGGGAGAGGUGUCUCCAGGAUUUCAGAUGCCCUGCUGCAGCUGACAUGCAUUAACUGUGUGCGAGCGGUAAUGAACUCUCAGAAAGGCAUUGAGUACAUUGUGAGCAAUGAAGGCUAUGUCAGGAAACUCUCCCAAGCACUUGAUACCUCGAACAUCAUGGUCAAGAAGCAAGUUUUCGAACUCCUGGCUGCUCUCUGUAUUUACUCAAUGGAUGGACAUGCUUUGGCAUUGGAUGCUCUGGAUCAUUACAAGUCUGUGAAAAACCAACAGUACCGGUUCAGUGUCAUCAUGAAUGAACUUUCAGCCACAGAUAAUGUGCCAUAUAUGAUAACUCUCCUGAGUGCCAUCAAUGCAGUCAUAUUGGGUACAGAAGAACUAAGGACAAGGACACAGCUCCGGAAUGAGUUCAUUGGUCUCCAGCUGUUGGAUAUUUUAAACAAGCUGAGAGACAUAGAAGAUGUAGAUCUACUUAUCCAGUGUGAGGCAUUUGAAGAGGCCAAGUCUGAAGAUGACGAGGAGUUGUUGAAGAUAUGUGAUGGGAUUGACAUGAGCAAUCAUCAAGAAGUUUUCUCUUCUCUCUUCAACAAAGUGAGCAGCUGCCCAGCUUCAGUCCAACUGCUGUCCAUUCUCCAGAGUCUCUUACAUCUCGAACCUUCCCACUGCUCCAGCCUACUGCUGUGGGAAGCAUUAGAAAUCUUAGUGAACAGAGCCAUCUUGCUUGCUAAUGACAUACAAGGCAACAGUGUGGAGGAAGUCAUGGAGAGACUGUUGUCCAUCAAGAAGCACCCAAAGAAAAGAAAUUCUGAAUCCAGGAGAGCAGUCAACAAGAUGAAUGAAAGCACUCAGACCAGUGAAGAUUUGGGGGAACUUCCAAGGGUCAUCCAGAGCUCCCCUGCUGUGACCUGCUCUUCUGGCAUCCCAUCAAUUUCAAAUGUGUCUGAGAAAGUGACACCAUCCCAGCUAUUGUCCUGCUCUGCUUCUCCAGGGCAAAAGUCAGCUCCAUCUAGUGAUCUUCCAUUGCCACCACCAAUACCUCCUCCUCCACCAACACCACCUCCUCCACUCCCUGGAGCACAGCAGCCACCAUCACCACCUCCACUCCCUGGCAUGAAAGGGAUGCCACCUCAGGUCCCACCACCACCUCCUAUGUCAGGGAUCCCUCCACCUCCACCUCCACCCCCUCUGCUUGGUAUGGCAGGGAUCCCUCCACCUCCACCGCUGCCAGGUAUGCCACCUCCACCGCCUCCUCUCCCGGGUGCAGUCGGGAUUCCUCCACCCCCACCUCUCCCAGGCAUGCCACCCCCACCUCCCCCAUUGCCAGGAAUGACAGGGAUCCCUCCACCUCCCCCACUCCCAGGUAUGCCACCUCCUCCUCCUCCUCUACCUGGGAUGGCAGGGGUGCCACCCCCUCCCCCUUUGCCUGGUAUGGGAGGCAUCCCACCACCUCCACCUUUAGGAGGCAACAUGGAAGAGAUUGUCAUUGCACGGGUUGACUAUUCCCUUGGGUGUGCCAGACCUGUCCACAAGAGGGUGAAGCCUCCGACGCUACGGAUGAAGAAGCUAAACUGGCAGAAGCUCCCUUCCAAUGUAGCAAGAGAGGGUCACUCCAUGUGGGCUUCCGUGACAAGCAGCAGUGAGGAAAUCAUUGAGCCAGACUAUACAAGCAUAGAGCAGUUAUUUUGCUUUCCACUAGCAAAGUCCAAGUCAAAAGAAGCUGCCCCAGUGAAGACAGAACCAAAAGAGAUCACAUUUUUGGAUUCCAAGAAAAGCCUCAAUCUGAACAUCUUCCUGAAGCAAUUUAAGUGCUCAAAUGAAGAAGUGGUUGACAUGAUUCAGAAAGGUGAUCGUACUAAGUUUGAUGUUGAGGUCCUCAAGCAGCUGCUGAAACUCCUUCCAGAAAAGCAUGAAAUAGAAAACUUAAAAUCCUUCAAGGAAGAAAAAGAAAAAUUAGCAAAUGCAGAUCAGUUCUAUCUUCUUCUCCUUGGAGUUCCAAGCUACCAGCUACGGAUUGAGUGCAUGCUGAUGUGCGAAGAGACCACAGUUUUGCUGGAUAUGCUGCAGCCCAAAGCUGAAACAAUCAGGAGGGCCUGUGAAGAUCUUCUCAGCAGCCACCGGUUGCCCAUUUUCUGUCAGUUGAUUCUCAAAGUUGGAAACUUUUUGAACUAUGGAAGUCAUACAGGAGAUGCAGAUGGCUUUAAGAUUGGCACUUUACUCAAAUUAACAGAAACCAAAGCAAACCAAACCCGAAUUACACUGCUCCAUCAUAUUUUAGAGGAAGUGGAAAAAAAUCACACAGAUUUACUGCAGCUGCCCAAAGAUCUUGAAUAUGUUUCAAAGGCUGCUGGAAUCAACCUGGACGUCAUCCGUUCUGAAUCCAGUUCCAAUAUAAAGAAACUUCUGGAACUUGGGAGGAAGUUGUCAUCAUCAACAGAAGAGGUGAAAGUCCAAUAUGAAAAAGCAAUUCAGGACAGUAUAAAUGCUAACAAAAAGUUAGAAGAUGAAUUUGAAAUCAUUGAAGCAAAGAAGGCGGGGCUUGCCAAUUACCUCUGUGAGGACCCCAACAAAUUGUCUUUGGAAGAUAUAUUUAGCACCAUGAAAACUUUCAGAGAUCUCUUCAUCAAGGCAUUAAAGGAAAACAAGGACCGAAAGGAACAAGUGGCAAAGGCUGAGAAAAGGAAGAAGCAGCUGGAAGAGGAAGAAGCUAAGAGGCAAAAAGGAGAAAAUGGACAGAUCAUUAAGAAAGGAGUCGUGAAGCAAGAUGAAGUGUGUGUUAUCGAUGCCUUACUGGCUGAUAUAAGGAAAGGGUUCCAGCUGCGGAAAACUGCCAGGAACAAAGGUGACCCAGACACUCCUGCCAAAGGCUCACCCAGUCAGCCUCAAAAAGGGAAAGACACUGACCCAAACUUUCAGGCUACAAAAGACUCAGUGAAGGAGGAAGAUCGUGUGACCAUAAAAAAUAACCUGCAAGGGUUACCAGAAAAAACAGUUGUUUCUGAAGCAAAUGCUACAAACAAUAAGCAAAAGGAUGUUGUUGACUCUCCAGCUUCCCACACAUCUAUCGAUAAUGUUGGAAAUGGCAGACAUUCUCCAACCCAGCCCUGUCUUGAGAAGACCUCCUUAAAUUCCUUUACCUUGGAAGGAGUUGUGGAGCCCAACAAUGGAACAGAUUUGCAAGAGAGGACUGCCUCUCCCAGCAUCCAGGAUGUGAAUUAUAAUGAUUUAGAAUUAUCUCAGUCAUCUUCUUUUAUAAAGUUUGGGAGCACUGAUUCAUCCAGCUUGAAAAGUGGAGGUGAUCUAGUUGGCUCAGGAGACUCAGAUGCCAGAUCUGAAGUUGUUUGUUCACAGAACAACUUACAUUCAAAUGAUCAAGUAAGCAGCCCUAUCCAAAAAGACAAUGAAAUCAAGGAAAUUUCUGGGAAACCCAAAGGGCUGCUGACUCCUGAAGUGAUGGUCCCUCAGACUGUGACAACAAAGGAAUCAACGAAAGAAAAUGAUGAGCCUUCCAUAGACUCCUUGCUUGAUAUCUCUCAUGAAAAGUCCUUUUCAGAUGAGCCACUGACUGAUUCUACUUGUUCAGCUAUGGUCCCUUCAGAACAAGCCCUUUUAGAAAAAGAUAGCCAAAAAGGCUCAGCCAAGCGACGAAAGAAAAAGAGGCACAGCAAGGGUCAUUCAAUGGUUGACACUGAUUUAAAAGCGAUGGUUGAUACUGGAGAUAAUAAAACAAAAAGAGGUUGUGAGAUACAGUGAGGUGGCACAGCAAGACAGAAAAAAUAACAAAACCCCAAGCUUGAACAAAACAUGAAGCAUGUACUGCAACAGUCAACAUCUGCUAUGGAAAACAGCCAUGGUAAUGAGGUGGUGGUUUAAAUUUGUCUGGGGAAAGCUUUGGAUAUAUAGCAGAUUACACCCACAUGUAAAAAAAAAAAAGUUCUAAGCAUCAAAGCACUUUUGAGAUGUGCCUUAGGCAAAGGUCCAGUUCUGUACAAAUUCCCUUCUGGUUAAUGCCUUAGAGAAAGGGCUUUGGUCAAGCUCACAUUGGAUGAAACUCUUAUGAGUUAUCAGUGAACAAAUUCCUGCAGGAGCAAAGGGAAGUAUGAGUUAAUUGGUGCCUCUGAAACCAAAUGGCAGGGAAAUUAAAGCACGCCAGCACUGUUGUCUUCUGAAUGGAGGUUCUACUGUUAACUUUCCACUUAACAGGUCACGGACUAUUGAACACUAUGUGGGACCAAGGUACAGACUUUUGUAUUUAAAUAGUAAGACUGCACUAUAGGAAAUGUAAAUCCUCUGCUUCAUGACCAGUAGCCAACUGUUCUUGCAAAGACAUGUUAAGAUGGCCACUUCUGUAUCAGCAGGAAAAGGGAUGCAGGUUAGGGUAACAUUUGCCCAAUUUAUGUAGAUAAAUAUAGACUCAAAAAAAAAUCUUUAAAUAGGAAUACAAAACAACUCUGGUCAUGUGAGAGGGACUAAACAGGUGAUCUAUUUUCCUCUUCUUCAUCCUCUAUCCAGAUGCUAAAUGCUGACAGAUAACUUUGAAGUCGGCCUCUGCCCAUCUUUUUUGUGGUUCUUUCUCUUCAGGCUUGGUCUGGAUGAUCUUUCAAACAGAAGGCUUCCUUUUGUGAAGGACUAUUCACCCUUGAAUAAAGGUCUAUUAUAUAGGAUGUAUGCUCACCAUAAUUACUAUUGUGAGUGAAGAUGCACAUUAGAUGAUAUCAUAGGUCAAAGAAUGAAGAUAUACUGCAAAUUGCAAGAGGAAAGAUAUCCUGAUUCUCCUAUUCAUUCAGCUCUCUCGCACACAUCCUAAAAUACACCAAAUAAUAUGGAGGUCCCGUUUUUAAAUAGAUCUUGUCAUCUAAAAACUUGCAGGACACACCAGUCAGGAAGCUAGGUGAGAUGUUUAAUUAUUUCUCUUAAGAACCGAAAAGGAACAAAUAGCAAUAGCAAGUACAUUUCUAUACGGCUUAUCAGUGCACUUAAACACCCCCUAAGCAGUUUACAAAGUGUAAGUUAAUUGCCCCAACAAGCUGGGUACUCAUUUUAGCGACCUACAGAAAGAUGCAAGGCUGAGUCGACCCGGAGCCACUGCCUGGUAUUGAGUUCACAGCCUCGUGGUUUGUGAGUGAGUGGCUGCAAAACAAAAAUAAAACUUUCCCACUUCCACCCAGCUACAGCUAAGUCCAGUGCCAACCAGUGGCAUCACUAGGGAGGUGUGAGAGUGCAGGCUGCACCAGGUGACACCCUAAGGGGAGGUGACACCACUGUUUCUCAGACACCUGCCUUUCAGUAGAAAGGGGCUGUGGCAUUCACUUGAUUUCCUUUAAAACGCUUUAAGAGAUGGUGGGAGUGGGGUGAAACUCAAUAGGAGGAGAAAAGAGAGGCCCCAGAAUUUUUUUAAAUAAAAAUUUCAAAAUUCAAAAUUUUAAUUUUUAAUAUUUAAAUUAGUUUGAAUGUUUUUAUUUUUAUUUAUUUUUUUAAAAAGGCAUCACAUUUAACCAAAUCUUCACUAUGUACAUGUGAAUCCAUUUAGGCUCUGCAUAUGAUACUGUAAUUUGAUGGUAUAAUUUUAAUUUUGCUAAUUGUUUUAUGUCAUAACUAUUAGCAUUACAUUCAGUGUUAUAUGGAGUUACGAUUAAUGAGUAACAGUAGUGCAAAAAAACAUUCCUAAGGAUUCUGCAUGGUGUGAAAUAGGAGGUGGUCAAAGUAACACUAUGAGUUACUGCAUCAGGUAACACCAACCCUAGUGAUGUCACUGAUGCCACCUAAACUAUAAAUUAUACAAUGACAUUGUCCACAUAAGCUUAACAUGCAUCUGUAUAGUCUUUUAGCCACAUCAUCUGGUAGAUCAAGGACAAGUUACAGACAGCUGUCAGAACUAAGCAAUGGGGCAGUCCAGAGACUAAGAACCAACCAACAGCUAUAAACACAGAACCCCCGCUACAAUGCUUCCUAUCAAGACUGGGUGGUUUGGGCCAGUCCAGAACUUGAUAAAAUUUCUCUGUUGGGAAGAUGCUCCAAGUGGCAGUCCCUCAAUAUUGAGGGCAGUCAAACAGAGGCUUCAUUCUAGCCCUGGCAUUCCCCGACACUAAUCGUUCCACCUCCAUUUACUCCAGCAACGGCAACAAAAGGCCUCAGAAUGAAGUGGCCAGUUUCCAAGGAAAUAGAAUGGACUGUACUAGUAAAGUGUGGGUGACAUUUUUGAAUGCUGCCUUGUAUUUAAAAGAAACAACAUCUUGCAAAACAUUUUUUAAAAAUAACAGACCGACAGGCAGGCCUUAAACACUUUCCCCAGUUGUUUUACACAAGGGGGUUCAAAAACCACUAUCCCUUUUCUGUAACCUGAACAAGGGCUUGACUCUUAAAGGCAUUCAUGAUUCAUGAUUAUUCAUGUUGAUAUCUUGUCUUUACUCCAAUUAGUUUAAAGGGCUGUACAUAGCCUCAUCUCUGCUGCCCCACUACUUUAUUCUCUCAACCACCCUCUAAGGGAAGCCAGUCUGAAGGAAAGAGAACUUGACCCAAAACCACCUUAUUAGCCAAGUUUCAUGGCGAGUAGGAAUAGAUUUCCCAAAUCCUCAUGUUAACUACUACACCACACUGGCUUUCUAAGUUAUUUUCCUACCUUCUUCUUUGAUACAUGGGAUUUCCUGAUUUUACCUUUCAUUAAAUCUAUUAUUAACGAUAUUUUCUCAUCACAAUUCAGCAUCACGUUCUCAAAAUUCACCAUCACUUUGCAAGAACAGCUACUGCCAGAGUACUGUCAAUACCAACAGUCUUACUCAAAACCUUUUUCAGCAGCAAUUCUCUUAAGUUAAAUGUGUUUUUUAUUUGUAUUGGGGGUUUUUUCUGCCUAAACUGAAUAAAAGCUAUACAGGCUAUAGCAUUAAUGGAAGUAAACAGUUUGGGCAUUAAUGAUGGGAACCUGGUGUACUCUUAUAGUAACUAAGAUAUUUUUGUCAAUGUUAAUAAUGUUGGGAAUCACAGACUUGUACAUAGUUGCUAUCUUGUAUAUACUUAUUCAGAUAAUGUUGAUAUAUUGUUAAAUAAUUUCAUAAGCUGAGCAUAGUAACAAUAUUAAUCAGACAGAUUCCUGGCCAAGGGAAGGUAUGUGUUCUUCAAAAAUGAGAUGAAUGUUGUGUUGUGGUUUCUUCUGCUUAGAACUGACCUUAACAGCAGGCUGGUGCUCUCCAGAUACAUAGGACAAUAGCUUCCACCAGGAUAAACCUUUUUUUUAAAGGUCCAAAGAAUCCUAUACGGCUCAGUGUAGCAUUACAGGUAAAAUAGGAGGGCUGGCUGCGGGCCUAUACUAGGCUGAGCCAUACCUCAAGUUACUGAAGCCAUCCCUCCAGCACAGCCAUUCCCUGCUUCAUGGGAGCAGGCAGGAGCAGAGAAGUGUCUGGCUAUGUCCACAAAACAGAUGCAGAAUGAUUACAGCAGCUCUGACACAUGGACCCCAGUGAACCUGGUGGAUCUCAGCACUGAUGCCAUCAUUUUGUCUCUGGCUACAGGAAGACACUUCUAUGAUUCUGGCCGCACCCCAUAAAAGAGAGGAUGGCUGGGGCAGGGGAUGGCAGCCAAGGCUGUUCAGUAAGUUGCAGGGGGCUUUGGGCACUGCAGAGAGAAGACAGAAACACCAACCCCUGCAGCAUCCAAAAAAUGGACAUAUAAACGAAUAAGGGAAACUGAGACUGUCAUACUUUGGAUAUAUCAUAAGAAGACGCGAGUCUUUAGAAAAGACAAUGAUACUUGGUAAGCUAGACUGCAAUAGAAUGCCAGCCAAUGUGUGUUAAAAUUGUCAGUCAUGUAACCUGCAUGGGUGGUUUUGUGAGCCAAAUCUUAGUAUCUGUUCCUGAUCAUAGCUUUUCUCUUGGGGAUGACAUGUCCACAGGGUCAGCUACAGCCACAUAAGUGGAACACCAAAGUCAGGGGAGGGCUUGCCCCUCUGCAGGGUAUAGUAAGCUUGAAUAAAAAGAGACAAUUUGGGGGAAAUAAUAGCACACUACUGUUGAAGCUGAGAAACAAGUAAAUGCCAGGUAGGCAAGAAUCAAUAGGCAAAAACAAAAAACAGAGAUUCUCCAAAAAAAAAAAAAAAAGGAAGACACCCCAAGGAAGAGGAUCAGGAAAGGAAGACACCUCAAACUAUAUUCAUAACCAAAUUAUAAAUGUAAUAAAUACAUAAUACUGUAAAGUACAAGACACAUGUAAGCAGUUAAUAAUGCUGAAUGGCAACCACCUAUCUACAAUACAGUAAUGUUUUGUUAUAUUUAUUGCUUUGGUGGGAGGUGUGUGUUGUCUUCCUUCUUUAGUUCUCAUCUUCACAGUAAGAAUCAGUGACAGUGGUGAAAGCUAUGAGGUUGGAAUCUGUUCUAGUAGAUGUUUUUUAAAAAGUAAUACUUUUAAGAACCAUGCAGAAGAGAGUGUAGCUACAACUUUUUAUUCUUGCAUGUCAAGCUGCAGCUACUGCAUUUCCCAUUUCUUCACCACCCAUCCUUGCCAGAAGCAGCUGGAAUUCAUGGUCAUCUUGUUUAAAAAUAUAUUUUGAGAAUCCUGGUUCUUAAAGGUAACAACAACCAUUGGUAGCUCUGAAUGGGCUGAUGAUAAUUUCACAACAAUGUCUUUUAACUUUGUUCAUAUGUAUACUAGCUGAGUGCAAUAAACUUGCUUAUAUUUAAUAAA
Sceloporus undulatus (fence lizard) is the source of this 9156-nucleotide messenger RNA. RefSeq names its product inverted formin 2 (gene INF2). The record is from RefSeq and is a predicted model, not a curated record. The transcript has 23 exons. The coding region runs from base 232 to 4236 and encodes 1334 amino acids. NCBI's taxonomy places the organism in Eukaryota, Metazoa, Chordata, Lepidosauria, Squamata, Phrynosomatidae. Gene Ontology annotation, biological process: actin cytoskeleton organization. Gene Ontology annotation, molecular function: small GTPase binding; actin binding.